Molecule: messenger RNA, 7839 nt
Organism: Bursaphelenchus xylophilus (pine wood nematode)
Lineage: Eukaryota; Metazoa; Nematoda; Chromadorea; Rhabditida; Aphelenchoididae
Source: the annotation of a GenBank genome assembly
AUGGUCAAAUUAAAGGACACUCCCGAGGAUAAUAAUUUGUUGACCGACCAUGAAGGGUUGGAUAAGUGAGUUUACAUUUGUUUUUGUCUAUCGUUUUAGACCUAAGGUAACCGCCAGAGUGGAUGAAGUCGGCAUCUUAUCAUACAUUUCUUUUGCAUGGAUAUUUUCUUAUUUAUGGGACGCAUAUAAAGGAAGAUUGGACGAGAAAACCAAUUGGCCUAUCAGUAUUUUUGAUUCUGCCAGUUUAAAUUGCACAAGGUAGGCAUCACGAUCGCGAUAAAUGUUGUGAACGUUGUUUUAGGUUGGAACAUUUAUGGAAUGAAGAAUUGAAAGUUAAUCCUAACUCUCCAUCUUUGUUUAAGGUGAUCUUAAGAUUUAUGCGAUAUCGUCUGUUCAUUUCUUGCUUGAUCUUCUUAUUCUGCUUGGUUUUUGGUUUCAUUGGACCUACAUGUCUUGUCAGGGGUCUUGUUUCCUUUACGGAGAACCCCCCCAGAACUCGAGGAGAGAUUCUUUAUGGUACUGGACUAUAUUUGGCGGUUGCAAUCCUAAUUGUGGGUAUUUUUGUUUUUAGGUAUACCUUGUAUUUAGGUUGAAAUUUCUCGAGUCCUGAUGUAUGGCGCUACCUGGGCGAUUAGUUACAGGACUGGAAUUCGAGUACGAGGAGCUGUUCUUACCUUGUUAUACAAGAAUUUGCUCAAUUCCAAGACUCUCCGGGAUAAAACUCCAGCUGAGGUAGGAAGGAGAAAACAAGUUUGACGUUUUUAGGUUGUUAAUGUGUUUGCAAACGACGGACAACGUAUUUUUGAUGCUGUUACUUUCGCUCCACUGGUCUUGAUGGGCCCAUUUGUGAUUAUUGGAGGGAUUGUGUACUUGAUUAAGGUUAUCGGAGUGCUUUCCUUGAUCGGCCUCUCGGUUUUCCUCAUUUUUGAUGUUAUCCAAGUGUUCCUUGGUAUCACUCUUGUCAGAUGCAGAAACCAAGCAAUUCAAAAAACGGAGAAGAGAGUGGGGUCAUGUUAUUUUUUGUAAUUAUUUUUCUGUUUAGAUGAAUUUAAUGGGUGAGAUCCUCAAAAACAUCAGACUUAUCAAGAUGAAUGGAUGGGAAGAUGUAUUUUUGCAGAAAGUGUCAGGUAAAAAUGUUUUUCCUGUAAAUUGCGUUAUUUUUUAGAUGUCCGAAAGGAGGAAAAGCAGAAUCUUCAGAAGGCUGGAUACGCUCAAAGUUUGGCAAUAGCCUCGGGCACUAUUGUCCCAGUUGUGGCGACAGUAGUAACAGUUUGCGCAGUUGUGUUUGCCGGGCAUGAUCUUCUGGCCAGCGAUGUAAGUGUUUUCUUCUUUUUAUUUUUUUUUUUGUUUAGAUCUUCUCGGCUAUUACGGUCUUCUUUGUGAUGCUAUUUGGAAUUCGGAUGAUUCCUUAUGGCGCGCGUUACUUGGCCGAAGCUCGUGUGGCCAUAACAAAAAUUCAAUCACUUCUUUUAUUCUCAAAAUAUCAGCAAAAUUUGGCUGCAGAAGCUCAAUCUCACCAUGCAAUCGCUCUGAAGGAAGCCACUUUUACAUUCGACGGUAAGAAUUGUGUUGUCGUCGACUUUUUUCAACGCAUUUUAUUGUUUUCGUUUCUAGAAGCAGAAAAAGCUGCCUCGACCAAUGAAACGGAAAAGUUGAACGAAGAACCAAAAUUCUGUUUGCACGACAUCAGUGUUACAGUAAACAGGAAGGCGAAAAUUGGAGUUUGUGGUCCCGUUGGAAGUGGCAAAUCCUCAUUCUUACAAGCGCUUCUGGGAUGUGUAAGUGAAAUAUAACUAGGACUGUCGGCAAAAUAGAUUCCGAGAUAUUUUAGUUUCUGGAAUUUUCAAAUGAGAUUUUUUUAAAAGGGCACGUUUGAGAUGUAAAUCGUCGACGAUCUAUGAAUUAGUUCGGAUUUGAGUUGAACAUAGUUUCAUGUUUACUCAAAGAUGGCUAAUAAUUGUAAUACCAUUCGUUUGAAUGCUAUUUGUCGGUGCUCGUGAGUCUUAUUUUCAAUCUGUCUCGUUAUAUUUACUUCUUGCACAUUUUUGUACUACAUUUUGACACAAGUUUUGACGAAAAUUCCCGAAGCCCAAUCUAAAUUCCGGAGUAUUCCCAAAAUUCGGGAAUGAUUUUAAAAUUGCUUGAAUUUUGACAUCCCUAAAUACAACAAAUAAAUACAAGGUGUUUCAAGAAAUCGACAAAAAACUUUCCGCUGAAUUUCUUGGAACACCCUAUAAUGUAAAUAUUAUUUUCAGAUGUCCAACGAGAAAGGACAGGUUUCAAUUGGAGGAACUGUAGCUUACGUCCCACAAACUCCAUGUAUUUUGAAUGGAACUGUUAGAGAUAACAUCUUAUUCGGGCUUCCUUUGAACUCCCAGAGGUAUUCCAAAGUCAUAAAUGCAGCCAAUCUGACCAAGGACUUGGAGAAAUUACCUUAUAAUGAGAAGAGUGAGGUCGGGGAGAGAGGAUCCAAGCUUUCCGGAGGACAGAAAUGUCGUCUCGCUUUGGCCAGAGCAUUAUAUGCAAAUAGGGACAUCUAUUUGUUGGAUGACAUCUUCAGUUCCAUCAAUAAGGAAGUCGGUCAGAGGAUAUUCGAGCAGGGAAUCAAAGAUUUUCUGGGGAAUAAGACUGUUUUCGUGGUCACUUCGGACUCCCGAGUAAGUGACACUGUUUUUUAAUUACUUUUUUAGUUCUUGUCUGAGUGUGACAGCGUUAUUUUCUUCAAAAAUGGCACAAUUCAUGGGAACGGGACCCAUUCCGAGCUGAUGGAAAACCAUGAAGAAUACGCUGCAUUCUUUAAGAAUCAGGUUGCAGUGAAUGCCGAAGAAGAAUCAAGUGAUGAGGAGGCCUCGAAAGAAAAUAAUAAUGAUGACAAAGGUGAGGAAAAAAAUGUUUUUCGCUUAGAAUGAAAAAUUCUUCUUCAUAGAAAACUUAUUUUUAGAAAAUGAUUUUUUCUAUUUGAAAAAAAAACGUUUUUUUUUUAUUAGGUUGGUCAGAAAGUCUUUCCCCUCUUUUAUCCAACUUUGAAAUUACUUCUUUUUGCGCCAAGACCGACUGUCCACCGUAGAUACCUAGUAUGUAUAUACAAGAGCACUAAUUUGUGUAAUAUGUGCCAUUGGAGUACGUCUGGGAACUUUCUGGAAUCUUCCAGAAAAAAGUCACUCGAAUUUACAUGAAAAUCCUUUAUUAUUAUGUGUUUUAUGAUCUCUAGAAGGUCUUAGAAUGGCAAAAUAUUUUUUUUGUUCACAAGAGUUCAUCUUGGUCACCAAAGCCUUAUUCAUAGCCACUCGCGCUGCCCCGGAAUCGAACCAACCCCCAAAAGAAUUGCGAGCGGACGCUUUAUCCACUCGGCCAACCGAACCAUUAGAUGCCGCGGGCAUGCCGCUCUUUUCUUCCGAAGGAAGAGAAAGAGGAAAUUAUUUUGGAACUUUCGGUCGAUUUUUCUCAUCGGCCGUUCUUGUUUUGCAGCUGGAAAAUGCCUUUUUCUACCAAAGUCGGCCUGCUCUAUCCACAUGUACUAGUCGUUUUCCCAAACGCUAGGGGAAGUUCAGACCAUUCCCUCGUUAGGCCAAUUCCUCAUUUUGAAAAUUACAAUAAAACCCGAAAAAUUCCCAUGUCGUAGGAAUUUGGGUAUAUACCCCUGUCCUGCACUAAAGGUGCAAAGAUAUCGUAUUUUAAAACAGCCGUUUUACAAAAUCGAUCCGUGAUUUAAGUGACUUCUCUUGUAAGCGAAAAUCAUUUCCCAAAAAAAUUUUGCAUUGAGUUAUUAGUAAAUUUAGAAGAUUUGUCCAGAGAAGAAGAGGAAGAUCUCGGAAUGAAGAAUAUAUCCAAAGAUAUAUAUUUGUAAGUGGCAUCAUACGAAUUAAUCAUUGCCUUAUAGAGAGUACAUAGAAGCUGCCGGAGGCUUUGUAGUCUUUUCCUUGUUAUUGGUCGUCUUCGUCGUCAAUGUCGGAGCCAAUAUUUUCGGAACAUUCUGGCUAUCCAAGUGGAUGAAGGAUGUCCAUGGAACUUCUCAAACCGGGAACCACACCAGUCUUGCCGACGAUUCCAGUCUUAAUUACUAUGCCACCGUUUACGUCGUUUCGAUUGCGGUCCUUUUUGUAUCAGGAUUAAUUAAGGCCAUGGUGUUUGUUAAGGUAGGGUUUUUUAUUUUUUUUUAUCACGUAUCUAGCUGUCCAUAAAAGCUUCUUCGAAUCUUCAUCUCCGAAUGUUGAAGAGCGUGCUCCACGGUGUAGUCAAAUUCUUUGAUGUAACUCCAACUGGACAAGUUUUAAACAGAUUUUCAAAGGAUCUCGACGAGAGUAAGUCCUAUUUGGCUCUCGGUCCAUUUCUGAUUUUCUUUGACCCGGCCAGGUGGAAGUCUGGCCCCACCCGGGUUUGCCCGCCAGUGUACAGGGUGUUUCAAGAAAUAAAAAAAAAAACUUUUUGCGAAUAUCUCUGUGCUCCUUGCAGCUAUCUAAGAACUUGAAGUCGUAUUUAAAAUUCGAAUUUGUGCGUUUUUAGAAUAUGGAAAGAAAUUUUUCUCGCCUCGGCGGGGAGACCAUUUCUCGGCGGAGACAUUUUAUACCUUUUUUGAAAAUUACGUCUCGUUGUAAAGCCCUGAAUUCUGUACUACGGAUGAAACUGGAUUUGUCACAUCUCUUACUAUGUAGUCUGUUAAUAUCGGUAGCUUGGCGGAUGUUUCACACACUAGCGAAGGCUCGGCGGAGACUUUUUUUUUAAUUUUUUGGGUUUAUCUUGCGCAGAUUGCUCCAGUCGGAGCAAGGGAAGUCAAUCGGGCCUAUAAAGUCUGUCCGUUUUGAUGAAAGACUGAGCUUGGCACUCCUUUUGUCAGAUUCCCAAGUCUCGGCUGAGCCUUCGCCAAUGUUUGAAACAGCCGUCAAACCAUCGGGACUAGCAGAUGACAUCCUAACAGGUGUAAAAACCCUAAUUUCAUCCGUUGUACAGAAGCAUAGGCUUUAUAAGGAGGUGUAAUUUUCAAAAAAGACAUCAAAUGUCUCCGCGGGAAAUGGUCUCUUUGCUGAUGCAAGAAAAAUUUUUUUUGCAUAUUCUAAGAUCGCACGACUUCGAAUUUUAAAUAAAACUUAAACUUCGGGGAUAUCUGCAAAGAGCACAAAUAUAUUCGCAAAAAGUUUUUUUAAAAAUUUCUUGAACCACCCUAAUAUGUAACUUAUAUUUUAGUUGAUGUGAAGCUCCCUUUCUCGGCAGAGGCUCUUCUCCAAUAUGUGAUUACUUGUGCCGGAUUACUGUUGACUAUCGUCUGGGUGUUCCCUCUUCUUCUGAUCGCCUUUUUUCCGCUCUCCGUUAUUUUUGUGUUGUUCUUUUUGUGUUUCAGAGCCGGAAUUAGAAGGUAAUUACGGAGUAAUGAGUCAUGACUUUUUUGUUUUUAUAAUACAGGGUGUUCAGAGAAUUAUGGAAAAAACUAUUCAUUAAUAACUUUGCGCUCGGUGGUCCAAUCCGAAAAAUUUUUUUUGCAUUUUACAGAAAAAACCUUGGAGUUUUUAGAAUCUAAAAAUUUUUUUUUUUUUUUAUCGGCGGAGACUUCCGUAAUCCGCGUUGAAUUCGGUGGUGUGUUUUUUCACAAAAUAAGGCUGUAAAUCGUUGUAUUUGUAAAGAACAUGGGCGGAAAAGGAUACAAAAGAUAAAAUACGACAUUUCUUUCAAAUUUCUGUGCUUCGGCGGAGACAUUUUUUAUCCUCGGCGGACGAUUUUUCUUCGACUCCGGAUAGUCAAAAUUGGCUGAAACCAAAGCGUAUGGUAUUCCUAGUGGCAUGGCGCCUAAAAACGACUUAUUACGUCUUCAGGAGGCUGGCAGAUGAAAAAAAAGCAAUUAGGCGGAGAAAUCGGCGGAGAAAAAAGUUAACCCAUUUAAGAAAUUAUGAUGAGAAAACUAAAAUUGUAAGUCUUAUACGGCCCUGAUCAACCAAAAAUAUGACUCUUCUUAUUAGCGGAUGCUCGGCGGAUAAAUUUGCAUAAUUUCAGAAAUACGUUCAUUUUCUCUUCGCCGAUUUCUCCGCCGACUCGCCUUUUUUUGAUCUGCCAGCCUCCUGAAGACGUAAUAAGUCGUUUUUAGGCGCCAUGCCACUAGGAAUACCAUACGCUUUGAUUUUAGCCAAUUUUGACUAUCCGGAGUCGAAGAAAAAUCGUCCGCCGAGGAUAAAAAAUGUCUCCGCCGAAGCACAGAAAUUUGAAAGAAAUGUCGUAUUUUAUCUUUUUUAUCCUUUUCCGCCCAUUUUCUUUACAAAUACAACGAUUUACAGCCGUAUUUUGUGAAAAAACCUCCACCGGAUUCAACGCGGAUUACGGUAGUCUCCGCCGAUAAAAGAAAAAAAUUUUUUUGAUUCUAAAAACUCCAAGGUUUUUCUGUAAAAUGCAAAAAAAAUUUUUCGGAUUCGACCACCGAGCGCAAAGUUAUUAAUGAAUAGUUUUUUCCAUAAUUCUCUGAACACCCUGUACUUAAUGCUUAUUUUUUAGUCUCAAACGAACCGAAAAUAUCACCCGAUCUCCCGUUUUUGACCAUGUUUCGUCGAGUCUUGAAGGGCUUUCCACGGUCCAUUCAUAUGCCCAACAUCAGCGAUUUAUCGACAACUUUAAAAUGAAAUUGGAUGAUAAUUCAAGCAUCAUGUUCAUGUUUAAUGCGGCUAUGAGAUGGCAAGCAGUUUGGUUGGAUCUUCUGGUGGUGGCCAUCUCCUUCCUGGUCUCCUGUCUGAUCGUUUUUCUCACCGGAUCAAUAGAACCUUCGGAUGCGGGAAUGGCCUUGGCCUUCGCUCUUCAGAUGAGUGGGAUAUUCCAAUUUGCAGUUCGAUCACAGACUGAAUUGGAGGCUAAAUUAACUGCCGUCGAGAGGGUCUCUUAUUAUUACAAGGUUGGUAAUUAUUAAAAGUUUAAACAUUGGUUUAGAAUAUUGAACAAGAGAAGUGGAUUCAAGGAGAAGAAAUUGACGAAAGGUGGCCCAGCAGUGGAUCUCUUGAGUUCAAGGAUGUGACGUAAGAAUUAUUAUUUGAAAAUAGGGCUUUUUAGAUUGAGAUAUCGAGAAGGAGCUGCUGCCGCCUUGAAUAAAGUAUCCUUUAAACUGGAGGACAAGGAUAAGGUGCUGGUAGUUGGAAGGACAGGUUCUGGAAAGUCAAGCAUUGUGAAUGUUGUACUCAGAUUAUACGAAAUCGAGUCUGGGACUGUGGAAUACGAUUCUUUCAACAUCUCCAAGGUCCCCUUGCAAUCUCUGAGGGACUCGAUUACGGUUAUUCCCCAAGAUGGUGGCCUGUUUAGCGGAUCCUUACGUUUCAAUCUGGACCCUAAGGGCAAAUAUUCUGAUGAUAAUGUUUGGGAGUCCUUGGAUAAAGUCGGACUCAAAGAUUUUGUAAUUUUUUUUACUUUUUGACAACAUAAUUUUCUAUUGUAGGUAAGCAGCACAUCCGAAAAAUUAGAAUUGAAGGUAGAAGAUGGCGGAAAGAAUCUCUCCUCUGGGCAGAGACAGCUGGUCUGCCUGGCUAGAGCCCUUCUACGGUAGGUGUAAAUGACGGCACAAAUAACAACUGUUUAGAAAUUCUAAACUUGUGAUUCUGGACGAAGCCACCUCCAAUUUGGAUGUGAAAACUGAUGUGUUGCUUCAGAAGAUCAUCAGUGAUACUUUUGGGGACUUCACAGUUGUGUUGAUCUCUCAUCGACCAGAGAAUUCAUUCCGGAUGAAUAAGGUGCUGAAAGUGGAGGAUGGAGAGGUGAGAGUUUUGUUUUAUGGUUUACAACUUGUUGCUAGUUGGUUGUUAACCAUUAUUUCCAUUCCAGACGCAGCUAAACGACGCGCCACCCAACGGUUCGAAUGAGCUGACAUUACCUGAUUAG